GGCGAGUGAUUCGAUGCGUCGGCACAUCAUCCCGCGGUGAAGUCAGGGGUCCGACAUGAAGUUAAGUAGUGCCAAGGCGGGGGCGCUUUUGAUAUGGCUCAACAGCGUGUGUCCAGAGGAGCCUGUUGUGCAGUUUAUCCAUAUGAAGGAUGGGAAUCAACUCCUGAGGAUUUGCUACAAACUACAGGGUAAAGCACCUGAUGGGGAAUUGAAGACUUUAUCUCUUUACAACAAAGUGGAAAUCAUCUUCAGCAUAUUGCACUAUGACUUUCACCUCACCACAAGACAGAGCUCCCUCAUCCUACAGAAAAUCGAUCAAGAAGUUGAUCUGGAUCUUCAGCUUGCCAAGGUGGCACUUCUGCUUUGUUACUGCAGCUUUAAAAAGAACAACCUACAACCUUUGAGCUCAAAUGCACAGUUGGUGAUUGCAUCCAUGUUUCAUUUAGUAAAAGACGAUGCAGAUGGUCUAUCAUUAGACGAAGGGCUAGAUCAGUUUCUAACCCAAGACUCUGUCAUGAACUCCUCCACAUCCAGUACUGAGAGCAGUGGCUGCUCGUCAUUCUAUACUGAUGAGGAGUCUCCGAUUUUUGGUCGGUUCCAACGUCCUCCUAGAGUUCAAUUUCAAGAGCUUUCCAAAGUGGCCUCCAGCUCUGACGGCUCUCCAGUACAAGACAUCAUGAGCACACCGCAUUUUCAGUUAAAAAGGCUCCGGAAGGAACUGGCACAUGAGGGCGACGUGAGAGAUGAGCUAGAAAAAGAACUAUCCAAUCAGAUCAGCAUCAUCUCAGAGAAAGAGGCCUCGAUCUCCCAGUUGCAGCACAGGGUGGAGCGUCUGCUGCGGGAGCAGGGAGAUUUAGAGAAAUAUCAUAAAGCUGAACUCCUGGAGCUCCAAGAGAAGAAUGAGAGUCUUCUCCGUAGAGUACAUGAGGUUCUUAAACAAUGUCAAGACUUAAAAACCGACAACUCGCAGAAAGAGAAUAAGAUUGAUGAACUUACUGAGGAAAACGGAACGCUUGCUGCUCAGGUACGAAACGCAUUUUCCCAACUGGCAAGAGCUGAGGAGGAAGUCGCUAAGCUCACUCUGACACACGAAAAAUCACAGGCUGAGUGGAUGAAAAGAAAGGAGUUAACUGAGAGAGAAUUAAAUGAAGCCAUCACACACAGGGUGUGCCUGAAUGAGCAAGUUCAGAUCUUGCAGGGCAAGAUCUCCGUUCUCGAAGAUGAACUCAAAAAAGCUCAGUCUCAAGAGAGAGGAGAAGUUAUGGGGCCCAUCAUGGAGUGGGAGAAACUUAAACAAGAAUUGGUAGAGCUGACUCUUAAACGUGUUCAGCUUCAGGACACUAUAUCCCAUCUUGAAAAUGAGAAGGCAGAAGUUGAAGCCUUGCUAGCCCAGGAAAGAUGCUCAUUUGAAAAGGAGACCACAAGACUUCAGACGUUGGUGUUUGAUCUAGAGAAAUCUGUCAGCAGCAUCCGUAUGGAGAGAGAGGCAUUGCAGAAGGCCUUAAUGACUAAUGAGGAAAUGUUUACUUCACAGAUAUCAGCUCUGGAAAAUGAUGUUUCUCGGCUGCAACAGGUAGAAGUUCAGUUGACAGCAGAGAUAACAAUCUCUGCAGAACUUCGCCAGCAGAGAGGGGAGCUGGAGGGGAAGGUAGCCUCCUUAGACAAGAUGGUCUAUGCACUACAUACUGAGAUCCAGGGCAUGGAAAAAGAAAGAGAAACAAAGCAGUAUGCCCUGAAUGUCCUCAUGGUUGACUUGCAGAAUGCCCAGACCACCCUUCAGGACUAUGAAAAGAAGUUGGAAGAGCAUCAGAAAGUGGUAGAAGAUAAUGCUUUCCUGACCAAGGAGACAUGUACAUUGCGGCAAGAAAUUGAUGAGCAUCUGCAGACCAUUAAAGAGCUUCAGGGGGAAAUUAGUAUCCUCAGACAGGAGAAAACAGCGGAAGAAAGCAAAGUUAGUCAGGCAUUGACCAAAAUUGAAAGCAUCAAAACCCAAAUUCUGGAUCUGACAGAACAAAUAUCCCUGAAGGAUGAGGAGAUCACAAAUCUGAGGAAUGAGUAUGUCUCUUUAGACACUAAAUUUAAACUUGUUAAGGAAGAAAAUUUGGAAAUAAAUGAAAGUUGUAAAGAGGAUGAGGACACUAUUAAGAAACUUCAGCAAGAACUUAUCUCUGCUUCUUCGACUGCAUCAGAAAAACAGGAGGAAAUAUUGGUUCUGUCAGCUGAGGUAACAUCUCUUAAAGAGCAGAUCUGCCAUUACAAUAAAAAUGAUCAGCAGAAGCAAGAGAAAUUAUCUGUUUUAGAGGCAGAACAAAAUGUGCUGAAGGAAAACUUGACUUCCAUUCGGAACCAGUUGACUGAGGCGACAACUACAACUUUGCAAAAGGAAUCUGAGCUCAUUUCGCUUCGACAGGAGCUGUUCCUUCAAAAAACACUAAUAGAAAAGUCUCAGGAGCUUGAGACAGCCAGGCGUGAGGAGUUUGAGAGAAAGGUGAAUGAACUUCAGGCCAAAAUCAUAGAAGUUUCCACUCUUGCUUCUGAGAGGGAAGCUUGUGUGACUUCUCUUCAAUGUGAAAUAAAGGAUCAACAAUUGAGGGCCAAACAGUCUGAAGAUGAUCUUCGGCUAGAGCUGGAGGAGCUUGAUGGAAAUCUACAGAGACAAUUGUUAGCUGCCAAUUGUGGCGCUGCAGACAAAGAUCAUCAUCUGGAGUCUUUGGAACAGAAGCUGAGACAGAUGGAAUUGCUCUGUCAACAAAAGGAGAAAGAUGUCCUUGUGACACUUCAGACAAAGGAGGACCUGGAGACGAAGAUUGUUGAGCUUCUUGCUGAGAAACAACAUUUGGAUGAGUGCCAGAAUAAUUUGGAGAAGGAAAGAGGCCACCUGUCAGCUGAAGUGUCAUCUCUUAAAGAAGAAAUCUGCUGUUACCUUGAAAAGGAUCAACAGAAUCAACAGGAAUUUUCCUUGUUAAAGGAUGAAUAUAAUGCACUGAAGGAAAACUUUGCAUCUCUUCAGAACCAAUUGAUUGAGUUGACAACUACAGCUUUGCAGAAGGAAUCUGAGCUCCUCUUGGUUCAGCAGCAGGUUUCCCACCAAGAGACCCUAAGAGAAAGGGCUCAGGAGCUUGAGACUGACAUGCGUAAAGAUUUUGAGAGAAAGAUGAGUGAACUUCAGGCCAAAAUAGUAGAGAUCUCCACUCUUGCCUCUGAGAGGGAAGCUCAAAUAUGUUCUCUUCAAAAUGAAAUGUCAGAUCAACAAUUAAAGUCCAAACAAUCUGAAGAUGAUCUCCACAUAGAGCUAGAAGAGAAGGUUUGCUCCCUAAAAGGAGAACUACAUGCUGCAAUUUGUGGUGCUGCAAAUAAAGACCAUCAGCUAGAGUCUUUGGAUCAGAAGCUGAGACAGAUUGAACUACAGUGCCAACAGAAGGAUAAAGAUGUCCUUGAGACACAUAAGGCAAAGGAGGACCUGGAGAAGAAAAUUGGUGAGCUUCUUAUCGAGAAACUACAACUGCACGAGUGCCAGCAUAAUUUGGAGAAAGAAAGAGACCACCUGUUGUCUAAAGUAUCAUCUCUUAAAGAGGAAAUCAGCCAUUCCCUUCUAAAAGAACAACAGGAAGUGUCUGUGUUAAAGGAUGAACACAAUGCAUUGAAGGAAAACUUGGCUGCUCUUCAGAACCAACUAGAAGAGGUGACAGCUACAGCUUUGCAGAAAGAAUCUGACCUCAUCUUGCUUCAGCAGGAGCUUUGCCUAAAAGAAAAGGCUCAGGAUCAUGAGAGCAUCAUUCGUGAAGAGUCUAAUAAAAAAGUGAGUGAACUUCAAGCCAAAAUCUUAGAGGUCUCCACUCUUGCCUCUGAGAGGGAAGCUCAAAUACGUUCUCUUCGAGUUGAGAUGAUGGAUCAACAAUUGAAGUCCAAACAAUCUGAAGAUGAUCUCCGCAGAGAGCUGGAUGAAAAGGUUGGAGGCCUACAGGGACAACUAAAAACGGUCAGUCAUGACACUGCAGAGAAAGACCAUUUCUUGCUGUCUUUGGAACAGAAGAUAAGGCAGAUGGAACUGCUUUGCCAAGAAAAGGAGAAAGAUGUCCUUGUGACAUAUCAGGCAAAGGAGAACUUGGAGAAGAGGAUUGUCGAGCUUCUUGUUAAGACACAACAACUAGAAGGAUACCAGCAGAAUUGUGAGAUAUUGAGGAAGGAAAGAGACAACCUGUCAACUGAGGUAACAUCUCUCAAAGAGGAAAUCUGCCACUACCAAGAAAAUCAGUUGCAGAAACAACAGGAAAUAUCUGUGUUAAAGGAUGAACAAAAUACAUUCAAGGAAAACCUGACUGCCCUUAACAGCCAAUUGGUGGAGGUGACAUCCACAAAUUCACAGAAGGAAUCUGAGAUUCGUUUGCUUCAAAAUGAGCUACGUCAACAAGAUAACCAUAGAGAACAAGUUCACGAGCUUGAGAGAAACGUAAAUGAACUUCAUGCUAAGCUCCUAGAGGUCUCCACUCUUGUCUCUGUGAAGGAAGCUCAAAUGCGUUAUAUUCAUAAUGAGCUAAAGGAUCAAGAGUUAAGGUUAAAAGAGUGUAAAGAUAAUCUCCACAGAGAGCUGGAGAAGAAGGGUGCAAUCCUUCAGGGACAACUAGAGACUGUCAGUCAUGAUGUAACAGACAAAGACCAUCUCUUACCAUCUUUGGAUCAGAAGCUCAGGCAAAUGGAACUGCUGUGCCAACAAAAAGACAAAUAUAUCCUUGAGACACAACAGGAAAAGGAGGACCUGAAGAGGAGAAUUGUUGAGCUUCAUGAUGACAAACAUAAACUGGAUGGGUACCAGCAAAAUUUGGAGAUAUUGAGGAAAGAAAGAGACCACCUAUGUACUCUUAGCCAAUCUCUCCAAAGGGAGUGUGAUGCAUCCCAGAGGAUUAGAGCUGAGCUGGAGUUGAAGGUGGAGGAGCAAAGUGGCUCCAUCCUUACUCUUAAAAACACCACUCGACAGUGGGAGGAGCAGAAUAAUGAACUCUUGGAACAACUGAAGAUCAAGUCAGAAGCAGUAGAACACUGCAAAACACAGGUGGAGUUGGCAAGGAAUCACUACAAUGGUAAAAAGCAACUGCUGCUGGAGGCUCAGGAGACAAACAAGAGUCUUGAGCACUCCCUGGAGUCCAGCAAGAGAGAAGUCAAAGCUCUGGAGACAGAGCUGACAUUGUCUCAUAUGAACUUGGAUCAGGCAAAUACCAAAGUGAAGAACCUUGUUGCCAAACUGAAGAACUUGGAGGCUCAAGUGGACUUCACUGACAGGCCACUGCAAGAGCUGAAGAAAAUUACCGAUAGCACCGUGGAGGUGAAAGUCAGAGAUGGUAGGUAUGCCAGUGUUCCAGAGACCCGGCAUGACACCAGCAAAGACAGCUUGGAGUUUGACCUGUACGAUUCGCUCAAUGCUGGCAGUCACUCAGCAGUGCCAGGUGAGUCUAGCACUCCGCUUGUACGUAGCUCAGAGCGUUUGGCUGCUAAACGUCGAGUCUUGGGGGCAGAAUCCCUUGAGACUCUCUACUUCACACCUAUGAGUCAACAAGGUAACAAACGGAAAGAUGACCACAACAAUGCUUUUGAACGCAAACUGGAGACCAGCAUCACUUCAUUUGGCGAUCUCGUGGUGGACUCGGCAAAGAAGCUCACAGCCUCUGCCCGCAGGCGACGUACCACACAGGUUAUCAACAUCACCAUGGCUAAGACAUUAGGAAGUGUUAAUGGGGAGGAGUCAUUUUCUAGUGUUCACUCUGCCCGAUCUCAGCCCAACCUUGCAAUUCACCACUCGCGGCCUGUGUCCUUGGACCUCUCUGAGGAAAGUGCCAGAGCAACUUCAUCAAAAAUAGACAAACUUGAAAGUCUGCCUGGAUAUCGCAGAAGUGCUGUGCACAAUGUUGGUCUUUCAAGAGCCACCAGUACAUUUUGUAUUGGUGCAGAGAAUGAACCUGAGCAUGCUGCUGAUGACUGGAUGCGCAUUGCUGAACUGCAGGCACGAAACAAAGCCUGCCUGCCUCACCUGAAGAGCAGCUACCCACUGGAGUCCCGGCCCAGUCUGGGACUUCCCUCAUUCACAAUAACGGACGAUGAUCUACGGAUGGGUGACCCAGACGAGACUAUUCGCCGUGUAUCCAUGGUUCCGGGUCAGCUCAUGGAAUCAUUAAACUCCAGACGCUUCUCUCUGGCACCAGGAGCAAGUUCAAGCCAGGCUCUUGCACAGUCCCAGCCCCAGCGGUCCACCAUGUUACCGGGUCAGAUCCGAUCCAGCACUGCUGCCUACCGGGCGCCUCAGGUCACAAAAACAACCUCAAAUGUGCAUGCAUCAGAAAAUGCAUGUAGCCCACCUGCCCCUAAACGCCCUGGAUCCCAGCUGCAAGGCCCCGACACACCUGAGGCAAAGAAGUUGGCAAGCUGCUUCCCUCGGCCAAUGACGCCUAAAGGCAGACACACCAACAUUCAAAUCAGACCUCCAAACUCUCCGGCCGAGCGAAGGCAAUCUCUCAUGUUCGCUGUUGUAAAUACUCCAAAGACCAACACUCGUGGUGAUAGCAGGCUACAGCGAGGCCUCAACAAACUGCGUAACAGCGCCCGUAAAUCUCCUGCCGUGGCCAGCCGUGCUCUUCGCUCUGCAAUGAGCGCAGCUGAAGGCAGGUCACCUCUGGACUCAACUCGGAGAAAGUCGCCACGCAACAAGUCUCCCAAAUCAUCCAAUACCAAAAAGGUAGCACAUUGACCAACUGCGAUGACCAUCUAUCCUGGAGUUUUUAACCAUGAAGUUCAGGUUAAAGGUCUGAAUUGAGGAUUUCACACAGAAACCUGCGUCUUUCUUUUUCCAUUUUAAAGCCAUAAAUUCCUCUCUUUUAAUUUCUUUUUAUUUAAUCUUAAGAUUGCUUUAUUUUUAAUUAUGGGAUGCAGGG
Messenger RNA from Xyrauchen texanus (razorback sucker), 6920 nucleotides. Its product is annotated as nuclear mitotic apparatus protein 1-like. Bases 56 to 6736 code for a protein of 2226 amino acids. Gene Ontology annotation, molecular function: microtubule binding. The transcript has 24 exons. Gene Ontology annotation, biological process: establishment of mitotic spindle orientation. Lineage: Eukaryota; Metazoa; Chordata; Actinopteri; Cypriniformes; Catostomidae. The record is from RefSeq and is a predicted model, not a curated record. Gene Ontology annotation, cellular component: spindle microtubule; spindle pole; centrosome.